This is a messenger RNA of Insectozyma verbasci, 2898 nucleotides long. The record is from the annotation of a GenBank genome assembly. NCBI's taxonomy places the organism in Eukaryota, Fungi, Ascomycota, Pichiomycetes, Serinales, Debaryomycetaceae.
AUGACCAAAAGAAAAGCUGAUACUACAUUAAAUGGUAAUCAAAAGAAAAUAAAAGAUAUAGAUAUAGAUAUAGAAGAAGAUGAUGAUGAUUAUAUAUCACAUGAUUCAUUAGAUUUAGCCGUUGUCUCAGAUAAUAAUCAAUGGCAAGAAACUAUUUCAAAAGUUAUAAAUGCCGUUGUUUCAAUCCAUUUUUCUCAUACAGUUUCAUUUGAUACAGAAACUUCAAUAGUUUCAGAAGCUACUGGAUUUGUAGUUGAUUCAAAAAGAGGUCUAAUUUUAACAAAUAGACAUGUUGUUGGACCAGGUUGUUUUACUGGUUAUAUUGUAUUUGAUAAUCAUGAAUCACUUGAUGUAAAACCAAUUUAUAGAGAUCCAAUACAUGAUUUUGGUUUCCUUCAAUUUAAUAUGAAUGAUGUUAAAUAUUUAAAAUUAUCACAGUUAGAAUUAUGUCCAGAUUUAGCUAAAAUUGGUACCGAAAUUAGAGUUGUUGGUAAUGAUGCUGGUGAAAAAUUAUCAAUAUUAGCUGGUAUUAUAUCAAGAUUAGAUAGAAAUACUCCUGAAUAUGGUUCAUUAACUUAUAAUGAUUUUAAUACUGAAUAUAUUCAAGCUGCUGCUUCUGCAACUGGUGGUUCUUCUGGUUCUCCUGUUGUUAAUGAAAAUGGUAAGUGUGUUGCUUUACAAGCUGGUGGUUCAACUGAAGCUUCAACUGAUUUUUUUUUACCUGUUUAUAGACCAUUAAGGGCCCUCAAAUGUUUACAAAAUAAUUUACCAAUUACAAGAGGUGAUAUUCAAGUUGAAUGGCAAUUAAAACCAUUUAAUGAAUGUAGAAGAUUAGGAUUAACAAUUGAAGCUGAAGCAAAAGCAAGAGAAAUGUUUCCUGAUAAAAUUGGUUUAUUAGUUGCUGAAUUAAUCUUACCUGAAGGUCCUGCUGAAAAUAUUAUAAAAGAAGGUGAUACAUUAAUAUCAAUUAAUGGUGAAUAUAUUUCCACUUUUAUUAGGGUAGAUGAAAUAUUAGAUGAAAAUGUUGAUAAAGAAUUACAAUUUGUCGUUCAAAGAGGUGGUGAGUAUAUUAAACAAUUUAUAAAAAUUGGUAAUUUACAUGAUAUAACUCCAAAUAGAUUUGUUACCAUAGGAGGUGCUUCUUUCAAUGAUUUAUCUUAUCAAAUUGCAAGAUGUUUUUGUUUACCAAUUAGAGGAGUUUUUGUAAAUAAUGGAUCUGGUUCAUUUGAAUUUUCAUGUCAAGAAAGUUUAGGUUGGAUAAUUGAAAAUAUAGAUGAUAAACCAGUUAAAAAUUUAGAUGAAUUUAUUGAAGUUAUGAAAUUGAUUCCUGAUGGUGCUAGAGUUCCAGUUACUUAUCGUCAUGUUUCAGAUAUGCAUACUGAUUAUAUACAAACUAUUUAUUUAGAUAGACAUUGGGAUUCUUCAUUUAAACAAGCUAUUAGAAAUGAUGAAAUUGGAUUAUGGGACUUCACAAUACUACAAGAUAAACCAUUAACAUUACCUAAACCACAACCUAAAAAUGCAAAAUAUAUAGAUAUUCCAUUCAGUGAUCCGACCAAAUUAGCAUGUUCUAGUCUUGUUAAAUCAUUUGUUCAAGUUAGAACAAUAUGUCCAAAUGGGAUUGAUUCACAUCCAUUUAAAAAAGAAAUAAAUUAUGGGGUUGUUAUAGAUUCUAAAAAUGGAUUUGUUUUAGUUUCAAGAAGAUACGUACCUCAUGAUAUGUGUGAUAUUUUUAUUGUAUUUGCUGAAUCAAUAGAUAUAUCAGCUAAAGUUGUAUUUUUACAUCCUCAUUUAAAUUAUGCAAUUGUUAAAUAUGAUCCAGGUUUAAUUUUAGCUGAUGUUCAAACUCCAAAAUUUUCAAAUGUUCCAUUAAAAAGAGGUGAUAAAUCAUUUUUCAUUGGUUAUAAUUAUAAUCUUAGAUUAGUUACUGAUGAUAUAAAAAUUAGUGGUAUUUCAUCAUUAAAUGUAACUCCUAGUUCACUUGCCCCAAGAUAUAGAGGUACUAAUUUAGAAUGUAUUUUAUUAGAUAAUAAAAUUACUCAAGAAUGUGGUACUGGUAUACUUGUUGAUAAUGAUGGGACAAUAAGAGCAUUUUGGUUAACAUUUUUAGGAGAAACUAAUGAAGCAAUGUAUAGAAUGGGAUUAGAUGUAACUGAUGUAUUAGAUGUUAUUAAAUCAUUACAACAAAAUAUAAUACCAAGUGAUUUAAAAAUUUUAACUGCUGAAUUUGCUUCAAUUACUGUAUUUCAAGGUAGAACAAGAGGAGUUCCACAAUCAUGGAUAGAUAAAUUUGAAAAUGAAGCAGAUGAUCAAAUCAAAUUUUUAGCAGUUGAUAGAGUAGCUGCUCCAAAAUUAAAUCAGCAUCAAAAUCCAUUGAAAACUGGUGAUAUAGUAUUAACUGUGAAUAAUAGACUCGUCAAAAGUUUAAGAGAUUUUAAAGAAAUGUAUUUUGAAGAUAAUCUUACAUUCAGAAUAGUAAGACAAAAACAAGAAAUGACAUUAACAGUACCCAUCAUUUCAGUCAAGGAUACUGAUCAAAUUGUUUUCUGGUCAGGUGCAUUAUUGCAAACUCCACAUUAUGGAGUAAGACAAUUAAUGAAAAAAAUUCCAUCUGAAGUUUAUGUAACUGAAAAAUCACCAGGUUCACCUGCUCAACAAUAUGGAAUAGUUCCAAUUAGUUUUAUAACUCAUGUAAAUGAUAUUGAAACAAGAACUUUAGAUGAUUUUAUAAAUGUCGUCAAAACCAUACCUGAUAAAACUUAUAUUAAAUUAAGAUUAGUUUCUUUUGAUAAUAUACCAAUGGCAAUUUCAUUAAAAACUGAUUAUCAUUAUUUCCCAACUACUGAGAUUAAGAAAAUAGAUGGACAAUGGAAGGAAAUAGAACAUAAUAAAAGUUAA